GCGCCUUCUCACCCAAACCCUAGAAAUCCUCCCUCGGCGGCGCAGUGCCAGCGGAGUACCCAUUUUCCACCUCUCUGCGAGCUCCGGCCAGCACCGAGAAUGGCGGAUACUCUAGUCCUCAGGGGCACGUUGAAAGGUCAUUCUGACAUGGUGACGGCGAUCGCCACUCCGAUCGACAAUUCCGACAUGAUCGUCUCCUCCUCCCGCGACAAGUCCGUCCUUGUCUGGCACCUCACCAAAGAGACGGGCACCGGAGAUCCGGCGAACACUGUGUACGGCGUCCCUCGUCGUCGCCUCACUGGCCAUUCCCACUUCGUCCAGGACGUGGUCCUUUCAUCCGAUGGCCAGUUUGCUCUCUCCGGCUCCUGGGACGGUGAGCUCCGUCUCUGGGACCUUGCCACCGGGGUCACCACCCGCCGCUUCGUUGGCCAUGCCAAGGACGUCCUCUCGGUCGCAUUCUCCAUUGACAAUCGCCAGAUCGUCUCCGCCUCCCGUGACCGAACCAUCAAGCUUUGGAAUACCCUCGGCGAAUGCAAGUACACCAUCCAAGACGCCGACAGCCACACUGGGUGGGUUUCUUGCGUUCGCUUUAGCCCCAACGCUUACCAGCCUACAAUCGUCUCUGGAUCCUGGGAUCGGACGGUAAAGAUCUGGAACUUGACGAACUGUAAGCUCCGGUCCACCCUCACCGGCCAUGGAGGCUACGUGAAUGCCGUCGCUGUCAGCCCUGAUGGUUCUCUUUGUGCUAGUGGUGGUAAGGACGGGGUGACCCUGCUUUGGGACUUGGCCGAAGGGAAGAAGCUCUACUCGCUUGAGGCUGGAGCCAUCAUCCACUCCCUAUGUUUCAGCCCUAACAGGUACUGGCUUUGUGCUGCUACUGAGGUCAGUGUCAAGAUCUGGGACCUGGAGAGUAAGUCCAUUGUGCAGGAUCUCAAGCCCGAAGCAACCACUGGAAAGAAUCAGCUGCUGCACUGCACAAGUUUGAGCUGGAGCUCUGAUGGGAGCACUCUGUACACUGGUUACACUGAUGGUGUAAUUAGAGUUUGGGAAAUCACGAGAGGUUACUAGAACACGCCAGUAAGGCCUUCCAAGUUAGAAUCUUUUUGCCGUUUUGAGUUUGAGAGCGGUGUUUACUCUAUUGAACUAAUUGUAUUUCCUGUUUUCUUAGACCUGGAGCAGGUUAAUUAAUGACUUGUUUGUAAGAGUUUCGUUAUUAAUGUCUUGCAUUUAAGUUUAAAUCAGUCUUGAUACUUAAACCUGCACCUCAUUGAUGGUUUCCUCUUAAACUACUUGGAAUCAUGUUUGUAUGAUGGUUGAAAAA
Messenger RNA from Dioscorea cayenensis subsp. rotundata (Guinea yam), 1321 nucleotides. RefSeq names its product guanine nucleotide-binding protein subunit beta-like protein. Gene Ontology annotation, molecular function: translation regulator activity; ribosome binding; protein kinase C binding. NCBI's taxonomy places the organism in Eukaryota, Viridiplantae, Streptophyta, Magnoliopsida, Dioscoreales, Dioscoreaceae. The coding region runs from base 100 to 1068 and encodes 322 amino acids. The record is from RefSeq and is a predicted model, not a curated record. The transcript is spliced from 2 exons. Gene Ontology annotation, biological process: positive regulation of protein phosphorylation; rescue of stalled cytosolic ribosome. Gene Ontology annotation, cellular component: cytosol; nucleus.